This is a messenger RNA of Ricinus communis (castor bean), 3258 nucleotides long. Its product is annotated as G-type lectin S-receptor-like serine/threonine-protein kinase At1g11410. Gene Ontology annotation, molecular function: protein serine/threonine kinase activity; ATP binding. The record is from RefSeq and is a predicted model, not a curated record. Gene Ontology annotation, biological process: protein phosphorylation; recognition of pollen. The transcript is spliced from 8 exons. The coding region runs from base 617 to 3148 and encodes 843 amino acids. NCBI's taxonomy places the organism in Eukaryota, Viridiplantae, Streptophyta, Magnoliopsida, Malpighiales, Euphorbiaceae.
GAGCAGCCUUAUUGGUUGUGGAAAUGAGAAAAAUUUGUCAACACCACCAUAUUAGAUUCAAAAGAAGAAGUAUUAUGGCUCAAUCUCAAGCCUACGUUCAAAGCCAAAAAGAUAUACCAAUGAAACUCCUCCUAUCAAUCCUUCCCACCAUUACAGUUUUUCUAUCAAAUUUAUCAGACGCCCAUGAGUGAGAGUAUAAGGUACUCAGAAGAGAAUAUUUGCUAGAAAGAUUAUAUAUAAUUAGACCAUGACGAUUCUUUGGUGCCACCCACCAGUUGAGAGUGAGAGCAAAUCAGAAAAAUUAAAAAAGUCGGUGUUGAAGAAGAAGAAUAAUAAAAAAAGAUAAUACAAACCGUAAAAUAAAAAAAAAUAAAAAUAAGAGUUUAUAAUAUUUAAAAAAAAAAAUUAAAAAAAAUAGUCAUGAAACAUUAUUUCCAAAAAAAAAAAUCGUAGCUUAAUUUUGUCAAAGUGAUAUAAUAUCAUUUUUCUCAUCCACAAAUUUUCUAAUAGUCAACCAUCCGAAUUUGAAUACAAUGACUUGGACUGAUACUAUUACAGAAAUGAUUUCGUCUCCAUUAACAAAAACUGCUUCUUCAAGGCAUCUGGUCUCAUAGUCAUGGAAACUAAAACAUGGUUUUCAUUUCUUCUAAUCUUGGUCCGAUCCAUAGUACGUACUGCUUCCAACGAUACCAUAAGCAUAAACCAAAUCCUUAAAGAUGGGGACCUCCUAAUCUCUAAAGAAGAAAAUUUUGCAUUCGGGUUCUUUGGCCCCGGCAGUUCUAGCUACAGAUAUCUUGGAAUUUGGUUCCACAAGAUACCAGGGCAAACGGUGGUGUGGGUAGCAAACAGGAACAAUCCCAUCAAUGGUUCUUCAGGAUUCCUGUCCAUUAAUCAACAGGGAAACCUUGUCCUCUUUGGUGAAAACAGUGAUCCAGUCUGGUCGACAAAUGUUUCGGUUGAGAUAACAGGAAAUACAGCUCAGCUCUUGGAUUCAGGAAAUUUGGUUUUGGUUCAACGUAAUAAGGAUAAAAGCAUAUUAUGGCAAAGCUUUGAUCAUCCAACAGAUACCUUAUUACCAGGAAUGAAGAUUGGAGUAAAUAGGAAAACAGGUCAGAACUGGAUGCUGAAAUCAUGGAGAUCAGAAAAUGACCCAGGAAUCGGAAACUUUUUCUAUAGACUCAACCCGAAUGGCUCACCUCAAAUAUUUCUGUAUAAUGAUACAACUCGCUACUGGCGAAGUAAUCCAUGGCCAUGGAGAAUAUACCUAGAGGUAUACUACUGUAGUUUUAUUAACAAUCAGGAUGAGAUAUGUUAUAACUGUUCUCUUCGCAAUACCUCUGUUAUCUCAAGACAGCAGUUGGACCAUUUAGGAAUCAUGAGGUGGCUAGUAUGGCAAGAAAAUGAUGAUCAGUGGAAGGAGUUCCUGUCAUUACCUAGAGAUCGAUGCGACAAUUAUGGACGGUGUGGUGGUUAUGGGAAGUGUGAUUCUAAUACUGUUACUAGAUAUGAAUGUGCUUGUUUACCUGGGUAUGAACCCAAGUCCCCAAGGAAUUGGAAUUUAUGGGAUGGGAGAGAUGGGUGUGUCAGGAAGCGAAAGGAGUCUUCCUCAGUUUGUGGGCACGGAGAAGGAUUUAUAAAAGUGGAAAGUGUUAAACUUCCAGAUGCAUCAGCAGCAGUUUGGGUGGACAUGAGUACGAGCCAUAUUGACUGCGAGCAACAAUGUAAAAGGAACUGUGCAUGCUCUGCAUACUCUACCAUAUUUAUUACUGGGAAUGGAAGUGGUUGUUUAGCUUGGUAUGGAGAAUUGAUUGAUACAAAAACAUACCCGCCCGAUGUAGGCUACGAUCUGUAUGUUCGUGUUGAUGCUCUUGAAUUAGCUGACAGUGCCAGAAGAUCAAGCAGUUCUAUUGAAACGAAGAGGAUUCUAAUAGUGUCUGUUGCAUCAGUAUGGUUUAUAAUUAUCUUAAUUAUCUACUGCUGGCUCAAAAAGAAGAAAAAGAAACGUAAAAUGAAGAGAAACUGGAAUACAAUAGUACUUGACCACCCUAUAAAUGGCUCAAAUUACUACCGAGGUACAAUGGCAGCAGCAGAUGAGCUUGAGGGAGGAAGUAGGAGUCAUCAAGAUUUGGUACUUUUCAAACUCAGCACCAUACUUGUUGCCACUGACAAUUUCUCUCCAGUUAAUAAAAUUGGACAGGGUGGUUUUGGGACUGUUUACAAGGGUCAGCUAUCUAAUGGAAAGGAGAUUGCUAUUAAAAGAAUGUCCAAAACUUCAAUGCAAGGAAUUGAGGAAUUGAAAAAUGAAGUGAUGUUGAUUGCAAAGCUUCAACACAGGAAUCUUGUGAAACUUCUAGGCUGCUGCGUUGAGAGGAAUGAACAGAUGUUAAUAUAUGAAUACUUGGCAAACAAAAGUUUAGACACAUUUCUUUUUGAUGAGAGAAAAAGAUCAUUGAUAAGUUGGGAAACACGCUUCAAUAUUAUUGUUGGAAUUGCUCGUGGGAUAUUAUAUCUUCAUCAAGACUCAAGAUUAACAAUUAUCCAUAGGGAUUUAAAAAGCAGUAACAUUCUAUUAGAUGCGGAUAUGAAUCCAAAAAUCUCUGAUUUUGGCAUGGCUAGAUUAUUCAAAAGUGAUGAACUUCAAGACCAGACAAAUAGAAUUGUUGGAACAUAUGGAUAUAUGUCACCAGAGUAUGCUGUGUUCGGAAAAUAUUCAGUAAAAUCUGAUAUCUUUAGUUUUGGGAUCAUAUUAUUGGAGAUUAUAAGUGGUAAGAAGACCAAUGGCUUUAAUCAAAAGGAUGCUUCACUAAACUUGAUUGGACAGGUGUGGGAGUUAUGGAAGGAAGAGAGAGCACUGGAGAUAGUGGAUUCAUCAUUGACAGGUUCUUGUAAUUCUGAUGAAGUCUUGAGAUGCAUUCAGGUUGGUUUGUUAUGUGUUCAAGAAGAUGCAGUGGACAGACCAAUCAUGUCAGAAGUUGUCCUAAUGUUGAAGAGUGAUUCGAGUCUUCCUUCUCCAAAACAACCUGCUUUCAUUUUUAGAGCAUCUUCCAGCAAUACUAUUUCACCAGGUGGGAAUGAAGGAUCGUGCUCUAUAAAUGGUGUGACAAUCACUGCAGUCUCAACCCGGAACUUGAAGAUCGAAGAGCUCUGAUAUACCUGUUGCCUAAAAUGAAAGGCAAAGACUUGGAGGUAUAUAUACAUAAAUAUAUACAUAUAUAUGCUGCUUCAUAAGGUUGAAUUAGUACAAUGUUUUUUUUUUAA